Danio rerio (zebrafish) is the source of this 1691-nucleotide messenger RNA. RefSeq names its product gonadotropin releasing hormone receptor 4 (gene gnrhr4). NCBI's taxonomy places the organism in Eukaryota, Metazoa, Chordata, Actinopteri, Cypriniformes, Danionidae. Gene Ontology annotation, molecular function: G protein-coupled receptor activity; protein-hormone receptor activity. The record is from RefSeq and is marked provisional. Gene Ontology annotation, cellular component: membrane; plasma membrane. Gene Ontology annotation, biological process: cellular response to gonadotropin-releasing hormone; signal transduction; G protein-coupled receptor signaling pathway.
UCGAGCAAAUGCAGCAAACACACGCUUUCGCUCUUCAGUGAUGAAUGACAGCUCUCCAACAUCUGAGAACAUCAUGUUUCACCAGCUGACUGCAGAUACUCUGAAUGGCAGUUGUGAUUUGCCCACGUGUAACAAUAACACAGGUGAAGCGGCAUUGCAGCUGCCCACAUUUUCCAUGGCAGCAAAAGUGAGGGUGAUAAUUACCUUCACUCUUUGCGCAGUGUCAGCUGUGUGCAACCUCGGCGUGUUGUGGGCUGCCAGCACCAACAACAAGCGCAAGUCCCAUGUACGAAUUUUAAUCAUGAACCUCACCGUUGCCGACCUACUGGUGACUUUCAUCGUGAUGCCAGUGGAUGCAGCUUGGAACAUCACAGUUCAGUGGCUGGCGGGAGAUCUGGCUUGCAGAUUGUUAAUGUUUCUGAAGCUCGUGGCUAUGUACUCCUGUGCAUUUGUGACCGUGGUCAUAAGCCUAGACAGACAGUCGGCCAUUCUCAACCCUCUGGCCAUUAAUAAGGCUAAGAAGAAGAACAAAAUAAUGCUGAGCGUGGCCUGGGCGAUGAGUGUUGUUCUCUCCGUCCCUCAGAUGUUCCUGUUUCACAAUGUGACCAUCACGGUGCCAGCCAAUUUCACUCAGUGUACCACUCGAGGAAGCUUCGUCAAACACUGGCAGGAAACCAUCUACAAUAUGUUCACAUUCAUAUGCCUCUUUCUGAUUCCUCUGGCCAUCAUGAUCUGCUGCUACACAAGGAUUCUAGUGGAAAUCUCUCGAAGGAUGACCAAAGGAAACAUCUCUUCAAAGGAAGUCCACUUACGCCGUUCGCACAGCAACAUCCCCAAGGCCCGUAUGAGGACUUUAAAAAUGAGCAUAGUUAUCGUGACCUCCUUUAUAGUUUGCUGGACUCCGUACUACCUGCUGGGUCUCUGGUACUGGUUCCUUCCAGAGGAUUUAGAAGAGACCGUUUCUCACUCUCUGACUCACAUGCUGUUUAUUUUUGGACUGUUUAAUGCAAUCCUGGAUCCCAUCACUUACGGCCUCUUCACCAUCCACUUUCGCAAAGGACUGAAGCGCUACUGUCGCAGCGCGGUCGUGCUCACCGAGUCAGAGAAUAACUCCAUCAUCACGGGCUCAUUGAAAUGCUCACCAUCCCCAUUUCGCAUGAAAAGAGUGACCCAGUCGGGCACAGGAACUGACCCAAAGCAGAACACAAGCACGGUGGGUGAGGAAGAUAAGAAGGCAGCUGACGGUAAAACUAAAGAAUAGUGGGGAAAGAAAGCAUUCCAACAUUGACAGCAUCAGUUGAUUAGAGAUACGGAUGUGACAUGGCAGGUCUUGCACCAGCUGUCUAGAUGCUUACAAGUACAAUGAGACAAGAACACAAACCUGCCUGUUUGUCUGGACAUCGUGAGAAAGAUUGAGCCAGAGUGAGUCGAUGUGUUGAUUCGUUCACUAAUGAGCUGCCUAAAUUACUGAGUUAUAUUAAACACCCAUCUAUUUUCCUCAUUCAGGUGAUUAGGUUUUGCAAUCAUUCGCUCUUUGCUAACUAUGUCAGUCUUGUGUGUGUUUUUUUUUCCCCUAUCGAAAUUAAUUGGAUGGUUGCGACUCAUGGCUUUUGUGGAAAAAGUGAUUUACAUCAAGAGUUUUUACUUCUUUUAUCAGUUCAACAUCUACACCUGCAAUCAAAGGGCAAUGC